GGUUUGCCUUGAUUGGGAAGGGUAUUAGCCGACGUAGCCCCGAGACUUUCGCUGUUUCUCUGGAGAUUCUAUCGUCUCGUCUUGUCUUCCUUCCUUCCUUCCUUCGAUCAUCGUUCGAGCGAUUGCGAUCACCACAGGCCGACGUCGAACCGGAGAAGGCGAUUGCGAUCCGAUCGAUCGGCGGCGGCGGCGGCGGCGGAAGGGUGGGGCUCAUGACGUGAAAUGGAGGGACCUCCCGAGAACGACUUCUGCUCCGUCUGCCAGGGCGUCUUCCGCGUCCCUUGCCAGGCCAAUUGCUCCCACUGGUUCUGCGGAGACUGCAUCAUGCUCGUGUGGCACCAUAGCUCCGCGCUUCAGCCCUGCAAGUGCCCCUUGUGCCGCCGCCUCAUCACUCUGUUGGUUCCCGCCGAGGCUUCGUUGCAGCUGCGUCAUGACCCCGCCACUUCCGAGAUUCUGCGCAAGGUCGAAACGUACAACCGUACUUUCGGCGGGAGGAGCGAUGGUCUGAUCCAGAGGAUGCAAGACCUUCCUUUCUUCUUGAGAAGGCUGGCACGAGAACUGAUGGAUCCUGAAAGAUCUCUUCCUUUCAUAAUCAGGGCACGCGUCUAUAUUUCAAUGGUUUUAAGUGUAAUCUACGUACUCAGCCCUGUAGACUUCAUUCCAGAAGCAAUAAAUCCCAUAAUCGGCUACUUGGAUGAUGUGAUUAUAGUCCUCAUUUGCUUCCUCCAUGUGUCUGCUCUAUAUCGUUCUGUACUCUAUUCCCGUCAUGGAGGUUCUUAGAAACUCCAUUGCAUCCAUGGAAAUUUGAACCAGCUAGUGAAGAAAGAAGGUUAGAGAUUUCUCAAGGAAUUGCAGAAAACCUCAUGGACUCGUCAAGCAGGCAAAGGUGCAGAGCCACACAGUUCUCUUUGGCCAUUUAAGUACGACUUUCUUCCUGGGCCUUUAUACAAGGAUGAUUGUGGUUAGAUUCCCCUUUCUACCGUGUGUUAGUGUUGCACACACGAAAUCAUUUGUCAUAUAUUCUUUCCAUUGGCAACUCUAGCUUUAUGGUAUCCAGUGAUUUUCAACUAAUGUCGGAACUGCCUUUAGUUGAAGAGAACCCAUGGCCAGGGGAAUAUUUUGUUGGUUUUGAUGUAGUAAA
Molecule: messenger RNA, 1141 nt
Organism: Syzygium oleosum
Lineage: Eukaryota; Viridiplantae; Streptophyta; Magnoliopsida; Myrtales; Myrtaceae
Exons: 5
Coding region: 223-780 (185 amino acids)
Molecular function (GO): ubiquitin protein ligase activity
Source: RefSeq, a predicted model, not a curated record